AUGAGGAAAUCCAAAGCUAAUAAUGAUUUUCGUAUAACAAACAGCCGUGUACAAGCGAGUGUGGAAUUUAAUAAUAGUUGUGGACGCUACAAUGGAAGUGGAAUAGAGGAUCAUGGGCGAGUUCUUGCUACGUCCAUUAUCCUGAAUGAUGAUGCGGUUCCCACAACACAAGUCCUUAUUACUACAAGUCAUCAUGAUAAUGUAGCAAAGAGGAAGGAGAGCUUUAUCUCAUUUUUCAAACUACCUAUCAGAAUGCUUAUGUGUGAUCAUGAAGGGAUAAUAAGUCCAACGCUCACAUGUCUCACUAGUCACUUCUUCGGAAUUUAUGAUGGCCACAGAAGAAGCAGACCUGUUUCUGGUUCUGUUUCUUCUGAUGAUAGGAUGGUUCUUCAGGCUGUUUCCCCUGAGACCGUCGGAUCAACUGCUGUUGUUGCUUUGGUUUGCUCAUCACAUAUCAUAGUUUCCAACUGUGGUGGUUCAAGAGUGGUUUUACUCCGCGGCAAAGAAUCCAUGCCUUUAUCAGUUGAUCAGAAAGUAUAA
Molecule: messenger RNA, 540 nt
Organism: Arabidopsis thaliana (thale cress)
Lineage: Eukaryota; Viridiplantae; Streptophyta; Magnoliopsida; Brassicales; Brassicaceae
Product: Protein phosphatase 2C family protein
Exons: 3
Coding region: 1-540 (179 amino acids)
Molecular function (GO): metal ion binding; protein serine/threonine phosphatase activity
Source: RefSeq, marked reviewed